AUGGCGCCCAGAUACCGUGGGAACAAGUCCGCAAGCCUCGGACAUGGCCUCGACAAAGAAAUCUACCAAGCAAUCCGCAAGCUUGACGAACAACAUCUUGACGAAACCGGGGAGCCGCUAUCUUUAGUGGCGCAUACUAUAUAUGACAGAAUCCGACGGUCAAAUUCCAGUCUAAAUCGCAGGCCAAAAAAGGUGCUUGAAGAUAGCAUUGAACGGGUCUUGGACAUCUUUAAGCAGGACCGAGCGGUGGAGGAAGAUGGGGAUAUAAUUGAAGGCGAUUUCGAGGGCCUGGAAGAGAAUAAACCCGAUGAGUCGAAUGGUUUGAACAAGAGCAUUGUCAACAUGUGGGCUCCGCAACCAAAAGCUCAGUCGUCAUCACAAAGGCCCUCAGAAAACACAACCCCAGACGUGUCGUCCCUACGUGUGACAGCUAGCAAACGCCGAGGGGCUGGGGGCGAGUCUGCUCCAAAACGACGGAAACCAGAAAGCUCCAUUGACAAAUCACCGCCAACUCAUGUGAGCCUAGCGGAUUUGGGAGGCGUGGAUGAUAUUAUACAACAACUAGAAGAGUUGAUUGUCCUUCCGAUGACUAGACCACAAAUAUUUUCUUCGUCAAAUGUACAGCCCCCUCGCGGAGUGCUUCUUCAUGGACCACCGGGUUGCGGUAAAACGAUGAUUGCCAACGCAUUUGCUGCCGAAUUAGGUGUACCUUUUAUCGCGAUAUCGGCUCCGUCAAUCAUUUCAGGGAUGUCUGGCGAGUCUGAAAAAGCAUUACGUGACCAUUUCGAGGAAGCCAAAAAGGUGGCCCCAUGUCUGAUAUUUAUGGAUGAAAUCGAUGCAAUUACACCAAAACGUGAGAGUGCGCAGAGAGAGAUGGAGAAGCGAAUUGUUGCGCAACUACUCACCUGCAUGGACGACUUAGCAUUGGCGAAAACCGAUGGAAAGCCUGUGAUCGUUUUAGCUGCUACAAACCGACCUGACAGUCUCGACCCCGCAUUGCGGCGUGGGGGGCGAUUUGAUAAAGAAAUUAAUCUAACAGUUCCUAGUGAGCCUGUGAGAGAACAGAUACUCCGGGCCUUAACGAGGGAUAUGAAUUUAGCAGAUGAUUUGGAUUUUAAAUUCCUAGCGAAAGGGACGGCAGGCUUCGUUGGUGCAGAUUUGAACGAUUUGGUUUCUACAGCCGCAACAGCUGCUAUAAAACGUUAUCUUGAUUUGCUAAAAACGUCUCCAGGAGAAGAAAUGGAUAUCGAGGAACCCUCAAAUGGGGUGAGUAAAAAGGUUCUGGAACUUCGCCAACUCAUAAAGCGUGCUCGUGGGACUCCUCAUGAGGCAGAUCCACAGAUAUACGUCUCCAAUGCCGAUUUCCUUACUGCACUCCCUAAGAUUCAACCAUCUUCGAAACGAGAAGGAUUCGCAACUAUUCCUGCUACUACCUGGGCAGAUAUUGGCUCACUUGGCUCUAUACGGGAGGAGCUUGUAACGGCCAUAGUCGAGCCGAUACGGAAUCCUGAAAUCUAUUCCAGUGUUGGAAUAUCUGCGCCCACUGGUGUCCUUCUCUGGGGCCCUCCAGGAUGUGGUAAAACCCUACUUGCCAAAGCUGUGGCCAACGAAUCCCGUGCAAACUUCAUCAGUAUAAAGGGACCUGAGCUUCUCAACAAGUACGUGGGUGAAUCUGAACGUGCUGUACGACAAGUCUUCUCUCGCGCUCGAUCCUCUGUUCCGUGUGUUAUUUUCUUCGACGAGCUGGAUGCUCUGGUUCCUCGGCGAGACGAUACCAUGUCAGAGGCGUCAGCACGCGUUGUUAAUACGCUGCUCACUGAACUGGACGGGCUCGGAAGCUCAAGGAAUGGUAUUUAUGUGAUAGCAGCAACCAAUAGGCCUGACAUCAUUGAUCCAGCCAUGCUUCGGCCAGGUCGUCUUGAGACGUUACUCUUUGUCAACUUGCCUGGAAGAGACGAACGGCCAGAGGUCCUACGGACCCUUGUGCGGAACUUGCCUAUCGAAAUGACUGAAGAUCUGGAGGAAUUGGCACGAUCCUGUGAAGGAUUUAGCGGAGCGGACCUAGGCUCUUUGCUACGCCGUGCAGGUUAUUCUGCAAUAAAACGAAGAGACACUAUCAAAUUCGAAGACUUCAUUGCUGCAAAGCAGCAGAUACGGCCUAGCGUAACGGAUAUGAAAAAAUAUGAAAGCCUGAAGAGGGUAUGGGGAGGGGGCAGUGCGUUUUAG
Arthroderma uncinatum is the source of this 2226-nucleotide messenger RNA. RefSeq names its product ribosome biogenesis ATPase RIX7. Gene Ontology annotation, molecular function: preribosome binding; ATP binding; ATP hydrolysis activity. The transcript is spliced from 3 exons. Lineage: Eukaryota; Fungi; Ascomycota; Eurotiomycetes; Onygenales; Arthrodermataceae. Gene Ontology annotation, biological process: ribosome biogenesis. Bases 1 to 2226 code for a protein of 741 amino acids. Gene Ontology annotation, cellular component: nucleus. The record is from RefSeq and is a predicted model, not a curated record.